Westerdykella ornata is the source of this 1590-nucleotide messenger RNA. RefSeq names its product aminotransferase. The record is from RefSeq and is a predicted model, not a curated record. The transcript has 3 exons. Lineage: Eukaryota; Fungi; Ascomycota; Dothideomycetes; Pleosporales; Sporormiaceae. Bases 83 to 1399 code for a protein of 438 amino acids. Gene Ontology annotation, biological process: biosynthetic process; amino acid metabolic process. Gene Ontology annotation, molecular function: pyridoxal phosphate binding; transaminase activity.
UUCUGUCUACAACACAGACUUCCAUACAACGAUCUGUUGCCAACAACGCAUUUUUCUCUCCGCUGUCAAAAACCGAGUCGCGAUGAGUGCUACACUUUCUGUCCGUGGAGCCAAAGCUGAUAAAGUCGGCUCAGAAGAAGCUGAGAUCUGGAAUGUCCUUUCCAACCUCUACAACUCCGAAUCCAAUCCUGAUGGCUACAUAUCUCUUGGAGUAGCCGAAAAUGCGCUUGGCCACCAGGAGAUGAGAGAUUUCAUCAACUCAAAGAAACUCAUUGAUCCCGCAGCCAGGGCACUGACUUAUGGAGAUGGACCUUCUGGAUCCAAGCCCGUGCGAAAAGCGCUGGCUUCUUUCUUUAAUGACUAUUUCCAACCUGCAAAACCGGUACAUAUGGACAAUAUCAUGGUCACCAACGGUGUAACGAGCGCAAUCGAGCAUACCGCUUGGGCGCUGGCGAAUCCAGGUGACGGAAUCUUGUUGGGCCGCCCAUAUUACCGCGCUUUCCUUCCUGACAUUAGUCACCGGACUGGCGUGAAAGUCGUUCGUGUUGCCCAUGGAAAACUCGAUCCCUUGGGUCCGGAGUGCGUAGCAAAGUACGAAGAAGCACUUCUCGAAUCCAGAGCGAAGGGUGUCGAAGUUCCAGCGUUGAUGCUGUGUCAUCCGCAUAACCCGCUCGGACGCUGCUACUCUACGGAGACGAUCAUCGCGCUGAUGAAGUUCUGCCAGAAGUACAAGAUUCAUCUGAUCAGCGAUGAAAUUUAUGCUCUCUCCAUCUUCCCAAACACGGCGUAUAAGUUGGACAAGGAACCGAUUGGUUUCAACUCCGUUCUCUCCAUCGACACCUCCGGCAUCAUUGAUCCGGAGCUCGUCCACGUCCUCUGGGGCAUAUCCAAGGACUUCGGGGGCAACGGCAUCCGUCUUGGAGUCAUUCUAUCGCAGUCCAACAAUUCCUUCCUCACGGCGUGCAGAACCGCCUCGCUGAACUCCGUCGCCUCGUCCCUGGCCGAGAACGCCGUCGUGGAAAUCCUGAACGACAGGACCUUCCUCAACUCAUAUAUCGAGAAGAACAGGCAGCGACUCUCGGAAGCGCACGCCUACGCCAUCAAAGUCUUGAAAUCCUACUCCAUCCCCUACGAGCCCGGCGUCAACGCCGCUUUCUUCCUGUGGGUCAAUCUCGGGACAAUGUACGCAGAGCGACAUCCAGAGGUUCGCGAUGCCGAAGACCCGCACGCCAUCACUUCCAUUAUUUUCAAGAAGUUGAUGGAGAAGAAGGUAUUUCUCGUUCACGGCGAGGCGGCGGGAGCGGAGGAGCCGGGAUGGUUCCGUAUGGUGUUUACGCAGCCGAAGGGCUUGAUUGAGGAGGGCAUUAGGAGGAUUUCUGAGGCGAUCAAUGAUCCAUAGCGUGGAGCUGUUUACGCAUUCAAUAGAGGGAUACAUGUUAACUUGGCGUUGUUGCACGGAGAUGUGCUUGAUACGCCGUUCCGAAUUGCCCCUCGGGGCUGCCAAACGCAUAUGGCUGUCAUUGGACGCAGUGCAAGCGUGGAAUCGUCAAUGGUCAGAAUCCCGCGUUAGACACAACCAUCCACAUCAUC